Molecule: messenger RNA, 719 nt
Organism: Amphimedon queenslandica
Lineage: Eukaryota; Metazoa; Porifera; Demospongiae; Haplosclerida; Niphatidae
Exons: 5
Coding region: 62-625 (187 amino acids)
Source: RefSeq, a predicted model, not a curated record
UGGAGCUCGUUGUCUGCAAAAGUGAGAAUUGGUGAUAAGCUCUAAAGUGUGAGAAUGUGACAUGAAUUCUAGCAAGCUGCGAAAGUCUUGCUCCAGGUCCAACCAAGGCUCGUCUGAAAGUGAAAGAAGCAUCAAUAGUAGACCAGAAACUAGAAAUCAAAUGCUAACAUGGUACAUACCAAGGUUUAUUGCUAGCAGUCGUGGGAUUACAGCUCAUAACAAUCGUAUCAAGAAAAUGGCCCAAUCAGCAUGUCAAGAGAGACAGGAAGCUCUGAGUCCACUACAUAACAACAGCAAGCAAUUGUGGGAUGAGUACUAUACAGAUGAUAAAAUUCGUUCUCUCCCAAUCCCUCCAUCACACUUCCCAAGACAGCUUGACUCCAAUCCACCCCAUGCCAACAACAUCACUCACAUAUUCAAAUCGUCCAAUUAUCCGGCCAGUGUCCUCUAUUCGAGAUAUGGCAUUCCACUGUUUCCAAUUAAUGCUCAGUUUGAUACAGCUCACAAAAGUGACAUGGUCUGGCACAACAAACCACUUCAAUCAAUGUUUGCUCACGUGGGAGGAACACAGCGACGCCACUUCACCGUAGCACCCGACUGGAGGCAUCUCUCAAAAACUUUAUAAACAAACUAGAACUCGUUAUUUGAAACAAUAGUAUACGCAUUUGAUUAAAAUGUAGCAAAUUAAAUAAUUGCUAGUUAGAUCCUACUAAAAUUUA